AUGAAUGUCGGGAACAAUGGUGAGAGUAAAGAAUGGGGCAGUGGACCUCGACGAAUUAUUGCUUCGAGUGUUGGGAGUAUCCUGACUUCCUUAGUAAUGACACCUCUGGACGUUAUUAAAAUUCGGAUUCAGUCCGCUUCAUUACCAGGGAAUUGUUCUUUGUACUGUAACUGUGUAAUGGAUUAUCUCUGCGCUUGUGACAAUGGUGUCAGUUUACCCCACAGCCGUACCAACAUCUGGUACGGACAACGAAGAAAUUUUAAGUCGUCAUGGGUUCGUGCCCAGGCGUGUUUUAAUCCUGAGGGCAUCCACUAUUGCAUUUUCCACUCCGGCUUGAGAAAACUGUGUUCUCCUGCUCUGAUAUGUAGUCCGAGAAGUAAUAUGUCUUCUGCAGAGGCUCUUUCAACUAUUGUUAGGACGGAAGGUAUACUAUCUCUUUGGAGCGGUUUAUCACCAGCACUGGUAAUGGCUCUCCCUCAGACCAUAGUUUAUUUCUCGAUGAACGAUUGGUUGAAGGACUACAUAAGUUUCAAGUAUACCUCACAUCGGUACCAAGAAACUAAUGCUGCCUUGUUUAUUGAUUUCAUUCCUCCUGUUGUUGGGGCGAUAUCCCGAAUUUUUUCGGUUUUCACAAUUUCUCCGUUAGAACUCAUGCGAACAAAACUCCAGUCAAAACCAAUGAGUUUCAAGUCGUUUACUGAAAUCGCCAAAUCUGCCGUUGCCCAGGAUGGUGUUCGAAGCCUAUGGACUGGAAUGGGCCCCACGCUUCUUCGCGAUGUGCCCUUUUCUGCCAUCUUCUGGUAUGUCUACGAUUUCAAUAAAAGUCGCUACCUCCGGACUCGCACUUGCAUUUCUUCGUAUACAAAUGUCUCUUCGGCCCACGACUUUCCUGUAUUUUUCUUGUUCGGAGCAAUGGCGGGCUUUACCGCUGGAUUUUUCACGCAUCCGUUCGAUGUCAUUAAAACACAUCGCCAGUUAGAGCUUGGAGAAUCAUUUUUCGCCAGUAAGUUAUUCAAGGCUAUUGCACUAUUAAUGUAA
This is a messenger RNA of Mesocestoides corti, 1038 nucleotides long. NCBI's taxonomy places the organism in Eukaryota, Metazoa, Platyhelminthes, Cestoda, Cyclophyllidea, Mesocestoididae. The record is from the annotation of a GenBank genome assembly.